GCAGGUUUACAUUAGCUAGCCGAUGACUUGAUAGAUACUAAGGAUUACCUUAAGCGCGCCUUUAUUGAAAUAAUUUCCACGCUAAGGUAGAUGUUCUAUACAAACGAGAUUGAUGAUAUUUUAGAAAAAAAACACUAGAAAAAUGGGCUGUAACGGAAGCAAAAGUACCGACGCGCAACAGAGCAGCGGCCAAGGGAGCUCAAGUGAGGACAAACCAGCUGAACCAGCGCAGCAAAAAACAGAACAAAAACCAGCAGAAGAAAAGAAAGCGGAAACGCCAAAACCGGAACCGGAAGCAGACGUUACUCCACAGAAAGCAGACGACACAGCUCAGGAGACGACAGGCGAUACGCAACAGGAGCAAACGGCAGAAGAAUAGAAACAGCAAAUUGAAAAGCUUAACUUAUAACUGUAUAUACUUUUGUUUCGACAUUCCUGUUCAUUUUCAUGAUAUACAUGUGAUGCGUUCUUAGUACUCUUUUUAUAUUUAGUAGUCCACAGAGUGAAUGUCUUAUACCAUAUAAUGUUUGCAUCCUUUGGGACCACAAGUUUGUUUCAUAAUCUAGAGUACUGGCUAUAUGUGCAUCUUGGGUAGUCGUCUACCAUGGAUACUCGUGGGUUCCAAAGAUUUUGUAGAUCUUUGUACUUCAUUACUUGUGUUUUCAUACUGAUAUUCAAUUCGUUAUUUCGUACUCUCUAGCCGUAUGAAAUAGUGACACAUCUCUGCAACUCUCAAACAGAAAUAAAAAAAAUAACAAUGUUGUUAUUUAUAGAGCGUUACAUAUACUUUUUAAUUUUUAUCAUUGUUAAAUAUAGCCGUCGGAAAUGAAAUGAAACAUUCACGCAUCCUCUGUUUGCUUAUUGACCAUCAAGACUAAAAAAUGAGAACUUUAAAGCGAAAUACAGUUUACUAUGCCGGCACCAUAUCCACUAACGCCCUGAGUCAGACUCCCAAAUGGAUCGUGCAAAUUUUCAUUCGGAGCUCCUCGGCCAUUUUUAUAGAAGACGACAUCGGAUGUAUACCUGUAAAUGUGUAGAAAUAGUUUGUAAAAUUUUAAAUUAUAUCAUUAAUUAAAUGUAGUGUUUAUUGAGCUAAGUUUAAAUUGAUAGCCAGUGAAGUGUAUUAUUGCAAACAUAAUUAAGAUUCCCAAGAGUUAAGUCAUUAAGUUUGACUGCUAAAGUAUAUUACUACGCGAUCUACUUGCAGCGGACUUAAAUGUACCGAUUUCUGAGUAUGUAAACCGUCCACAUACAUCCAAGGUUGUUUCGAAAAAAAUGGCCGAGGAGUUCCGAAUGGCAAAUCUUAUUUUAUCGUAACAAAUACUGAUACUAGACUAUCGUAAUUUAAAUUUGUUUGGCAAAUUAAAGAAAAAAAAAGAAAUCGAUAUUAACCAAUAAAUAAACGACCUUUUUAUCCAAUUUUAUGAAAAUUGUUUAUUAUUUAAUUUAUCAAUUUGUAUAUGCGAGUCUGAGUCACAAAUUCAGACUCAAAGCGUUCGUGAAUAUGGGGCCUUGUACUUAUUAUAACAAUUUAUUAUUUUUGUUCCACCAGGAGUUGGCAAGAUUGUUGACAUUUGUGUUUCUAUUCCAAAUAAUGUUGCGUGUUGAGUUUGUUACUUGGACGUGUAUGAUAUUGGCUAUUUUUGUGAAUCGUGACUGUGAUAGCAAUACUAUUUUGACAUGGCUUGAUAAAUAAUGCAAUGAAUGAUGCUUCUAUUUUUCUUAAAUCAUUGAAAUAAAUGGUGUCUUUAAAUCUGAA
Molecule: messenger RNA, 1759 nt
Organism: Mya arenaria
Lineage: Eukaryota; Metazoa; Mollusca; Bivalvia; Myida; Myidae
Product: MARCKS-related protein 1-A-like
Exons: 3
Coding region: 143-379 (78 amino acids)
Source: RefSeq, a predicted model, not a curated record